Molecule: messenger RNA, 1620 nt
Organism: Diabrotica balteata
Lineage: Eukaryota; Metazoa; Arthropoda; Insecta; Coleoptera; Chrysomelidae
Source: the annotation of a GenBank genome assembly
AUGGAGGAUACAACUGAAAUGCAGCUAAAUGCAGCUGCUGUUGUUUCAGAUGUACCUAAAGACAUACCUUCUUCAAGUAGCAGCUGGCUUAUUAACGAAAUUAAGCAACCACCACUGGAGCUCAAUUCGUCUACAAGUACCAUACACCAAGACGAGGAGGAUCCAUAUGAAUAUUCGGAAAGUUCAUUUGUUCCUAGCAUUAAUUCGAGUACUGACAAUGAUUUUGAAAUCACAAAUGAGGGUGAAGAUGAAAAUGAAAAAGAGGUCAUGGUAGCCGAUUAUAAAAGCAAAGGUAAGAAACGUUUAAGGAACGAAAGUACGUGGCAACGAAACGAACGAAAAAAGAAGAGGAUGGCAGGCCAACAAUAUAAAUCUUCCAAAACUAAAAAGACUAUAAAGGAAAGGAAGGUUCGAGAGCCUUGUAGAAACUGUCGUUUAAAAUGCAAUGAAAACAUCUUAGGUCCUCAGCGAGCACAAAUUCACCGACAAUUUUGGAAUCAUGAGACAACCAUAGAUCAAAAAAGACAGUUUUUAUGUUCUUGUCUUGAAAAAAUGUAUAUCAAAAGAAAAAGAGAACGAACAGGUGCUCGAGCUGGAAAACGCCAUUGUAACUGGAAAUAUUUUUUUACCGUUGAAGGAAAGAGGUUUCAAGUUUGCAAAUUUAAUUUAUCGUUCGCUGUUCCUUCAAAAGAUACUUGUGAUAAAUGUGAUGAAUUUCUAAUCAAUCUAAGACAGUCAAACUCUGAAGCUGAGCGAGAAACAUUACAAGUGCAGUAUAACGCUCAUUUGUUAGAGGCCGAUAAACGGUACAAAUUGAAACAGAUAGACAAGGAGAUGUCCAUCAAUAACCCUGGACAAAAAGUUUUAAUGAUAGAUUUACAAAAAUGUCUUGCUUGCCCAAAGCUAACUAACUCUCAAAGUUUUUACAGUCUAAAACUCUGGUGUUUUAAUUAUACAAUUUAUGAUUCAACGGAAAAACAGGCGAACUGUCUAAUGUGGGAUGAAUCAAUUGCUGGCCGAGGUGGAAACGAAAUGGCCUCAUGCUUGGUCCAAUACAUUCAUUCAUUACCUCAAAGCACAACUUCGGUUGUUAUUUGGACCGAUAACUGCCCAUCCCAAAACCGGAACAUACAAAUGAUUAUGUGCUACUUUUAUCCACUUUCGAGAUAUCCACAUAUAAAGGAAAUAACUCACAAAUUCCUUUUGCGAGGGCAUACGCACAUGGAGGUGGACAGUAUACAUUCAGUUAUAGAACGAGAAGCUAAAAAAUGUCCUAAUUUUCAAAUUAUUACUCCAUGGGAUUGGUUACAGUUGGCUAGAAUUUCCGGAAAAAACAAAGAUUUCAAAGUGUAUGAAAUGAUAACGUCUAAUUUUAAAGACUUUAAUAAACUGUACAAUUCUUGCGAUUCACCAUUUCAAAAUAAUAAGAAAACUGAGAACAACGAAAAAUUUUUAAUUUCACAAGCAGUAUGUAUGCAAUUCGGACAAGAAAAUCCUGGGAUUGUGUACUUUAAAACAGACUUCGAUUUGGAAUUUCAGAGUGUAGACUUUACCCGAAGAGUUGGUAGAAGAAAUCAUCAAUCUUUAGAAGACUCUCUGGUUACCUUGAGAGAUACCUAA